GGAAAGAUAUGAAUCCUGGUGAAGAUGAAUACUUUCUCCUUCACCUCCCAAACCUCUCUAACACCCCCUUACAACCUUCAAAAUCCUUGCCUUCUGAUGAUUUGCGCAACUUUCGUCUUCUCCUCAAGUGGUGCGCUUUGGAUCACUCCUCCUCUUGUGGUAAAGCUGUGUCCUAUAUGAUGUUUGUAGUCUUCACCUUACUAGUCCCUCUCAUAAGUUGUCUGUUUAUCAAAACUCCUAGAAACCGGCCUUCAGCAGUUAUGGAUGCGAACUCUUUCAAUGUGCUCGUCCAGUUUCCAGAGUCUGGACUUGCCGUCAUUGGUUUCUUGACUCUAAUAUGUUUCUUCAGAAUAUAUAGUCUCACAAAGCUUCUGUUUCUUGAUGAUUCUACCUUGGUGAGGCUUGGAUAUUCACGAGAACUUGACAAGGCCUUACGUUACCUAGCCUACAUACUUGUACCGUCUUUCCUUGUGGAACUUGUGCAUAAGAGCAUAUUUUUCUACUCCGCCGAAGUAUCAUUUCCUUUCAUAAAGUCAUCUUGUGCUGCAUUGAACUUUGUGAUGUUCUUCCUCGUCUUAUUUUCAUGGGUUUACCGGACAGGAGUGUUCUUGCUUGUUUGUAUCUUGUUCCGGUUGACCUGUGAGCUGCAGAUACUGAGGUUUCGAGGGCUUCACAAGCUGUUUGAUAGAUGUGGAUCAGACACCAUAGAAGAUGUAUGCAAGGAACAUGUGAGGAUCAAGAAACAAUUGUCGGCUACAAGUCACAGAUACAGGUUCUUCAUCAUCACCGCCUUUGUUGUGAUAAGUACCAGUCAGUUUGUGGCCUUAUUGUUGGUUCUUGCCUCAAAGUCUGAAAAGAGUUUCCUCAGCUCUGGUGAUUUGGUGGUAUGUUCUGCAGUACAGCUAAGUGGAUUCUUCUUGUGCUUGUUGGGUGCUGCAAGAAUCACACACAGAGCUCAAGGAGUAGUGUGUAUUGCAACAAGGUGGCACAUGGCUUUGACAUGCGCUUCUGAAGCCGUAUCACCCGAAAGUGACACUGACUCAUCCGACAACAUAUACAUCAAUGUGUCACCGUCACUGGAUCUAUCUUCCUUCUUCCAGGCUAGGCAAGCUCUAGUGGAAUAUUUGCGACAUAACAACAAGGGGAUUACACUCUAUGGUUAUGCACUCGAUAGGGGACUGCUUCAUACGCUCUUUGCAUUUGAGUUCUCUCUGGUGAUGUGGAUCCUGAGCAAAGUCGUGGUUCUAUCUUAGAAUUCAUUAAGGUAUUUAUGAGACAACAAAAGACGCUGCAAAAGCUUCUCGUGAAGCCUGACUUUUCGAAAGAUGGAUGCUCUGAUUGAUGCACAACACUUGGUCACCGGUGUUUGACCAAACAAAAAAAAAACUUGAUCACUGGUUUAACAGACAGAACCGGGUUAUUGUCCUGUGGCGUUGUUGGAUUUGAAUGUUUGAUGAACAUCAUAAAUGUUGGUUGCUCCAACUGUAUCGCUUUUUCUUUAUUUUAGUAUUUGUCCCUUUCUCUGCCAU
This is a messenger RNA of Arabidopsis thaliana (thale cress), 1529 nucleotides long. Its product is annotated as Ras guanine nucleotide exchange factor K. The coding region runs from base 9 to 1253 and encodes 414 amino acids. Lineage: Eukaryota; Viridiplantae; Streptophyta; Magnoliopsida; Brassicales; Brassicaceae. The transcript is spliced from 3 exons. The record is from RefSeq and is marked reviewed.